Stomoxys calcitrans (stable fly) is the source of this 5163-nucleotide messenger RNA. Its product is annotated as carbohydrate sulfotransferase 11. Gene Ontology annotation, molecular function: sulfotransferase activity. The transcript has 5 exons. The record is from RefSeq and is a predicted model, not a curated record. Lineage: Eukaryota; Metazoa; Arthropoda; Insecta; Diptera; Muscidae. Gene Ontology annotation, cellular component: membrane. Bases 189 to 1451 code for a protein of 420 amino acids. Gene Ontology annotation, biological process: carbohydrate biosynthetic process.
UCUAACGCGUAAGGACAUCAUCAGCGGCCAAAGUCAAUCGAGGGAUAGAUGAAGAAGAAGAGCGCAUCAUAAAAAUAGACAAAGUUAUCUUUCAGUACAGAGCCUACAAUUAAUUUUUAAAAGAGAAAUUGUCAAUGCAAAGGAUUUACAACAUUUGAAUAGCGCAGUGGAUCAACGUUUUGGUGAAGAUGAUAAUACGCCUGUGUUAUGGCAGGCGUGUGCAGACUUCCUUGAAACUAAUUGCCUGUGUCUUAACGGCAAUAUUUUAUUUUGGUUUUCUUUUUCGUGAGUCCAUGAAUGCAUUCGAACAGAACAAGGAUAAAGCUGAAGCAGCAGCAGUAGCCGCAGGUCUAAUACAAUCACCCUCCAAAGGAGAGAUCAAAAAUGUGCCCUCCCUAUAUAAACGUCUUCAGAAAGAUAGUGCAGUCGAAAAAACCAAUCAGCAACAAUUGUCUUCGGCUUCUUCAACUGGCAACUCUGGUUCAUCCGCGUCUUCACUAUGGCCUCACUCCAGCACUUUAAAUCCUGUCUAUGAGUAUUCUGAGGAAAUCCAUAGUGCCACAGAAAAUGAUUUGAAACAAAGACGCCAACAUUUGCAGCAGACAUGUGAGAAAUAUAAUUUAUAUUCAUUUUACCCACCGAUGCCAAAAGAAUUCUUCAUAUCCCCGGGCCACAAUUUGGUGUGGUGCAAUGUCUUCAAGGCAGCCAGCAGUACAUGGAUGUAUUACUUCAAUAUACUGGGUGGAUAUGAUGCCAGAUAUCUGCAAAAGAUCGAAACACCACCCAUAGAGCUGGCCCGCCAACGUUUCCCCAGACCUUAUCUGCAGGAUUUACUGGAUAGCCUGCCUUCGUCAUUGUCUUUUCUUUUUGCCCGCGAUCCCUUUGAACGCAUAGUCUCCGGCUAUCGCAAUAAAUUGGAAGGUGGCAAAAACACCUACUACAAAUGGCUGGCCAAUCGCAUCAUCAAGAGAUUCCGUCAAUAUCCGGGCACAGCUGGCAAACCCAAAGGCCCCACCUUUAAUGAAUUUGUCCUCUAUCUAAUCGAACAACAUGGCAAUCAGAAGGUGUUCAAUGAGCAUUGGGCACCGAUAUAUAAUUUUUGUACACCCUGCAGCAUCAACUUUACCAUCAUUGGCAAGGUGGAGACCUUUAACAGAGAUUCCGAGUAUAUCAUAAGGCAAGCGGGUUUGGAAUCCCUGCUUUUGGGAAAAUUGCCAAAGAAUGCUUUGAGGCGUAUAGGCAAUUUGUCCAAGGGAGGAAAAACCUUGACUUCUUUGGAAAAAUAUUUUUCGGAAAUUAAACGCUCAACUUUAGACCAACUUAUUGAUAUUUACAAAUUAGAUUUUGAGUUAUUCGACUAUGAUUACACCAAAUAUUAUGGCUAUGUCAUUCCCGAUGAUAUGGAAACGGAAAUGGCUGAUACAGCUGUUUUUACCCCUGGGACCCAUUAGAAGCAACCUUUAGAACCAAAUCAACAACAACAACAACAAAAAGAAUGCAACAAAAACCACAACCAAUUCUCUUCAGGUUUGUUUUUUUUUUGCAAAAAAGCCAAACAAAAAAACACUUUUUUUAUUCUUCAAAACCAAAAAAAGAAAAACCACCCACAACUCCCACCCAAGUACCUCUUUACAAAUUUUUGAAAGUACCAAAGCAAUCUACACUACGUUUUACGAUAUAUAUACAUACCUAUAUAUAUAUAUGAAGGAGAAAUUCUUCAUACCAAAAAAAAACCCCUAAAACAAAGCCAAAGAAAUCCAAAAACGUUUUCCAAAAGAAAAAUUGUAAAAAAAUUUAAUUAAGAUGACGAAUACAAAUUUAAACCAAACCAAAACAAAAAAGGCCAAAGACUAAACUUAGUUAGAAUAUGUGACGUAAUUUCGAAUUAUAUACUCUUACAUAUAUAAAACAUAUAUAUUAUUGUAUUGUACUGACUUUAUUUAGACCACUCGUACUAAAAAAAUAUAAAAAAAAACUCAAAUUUUUCCUUUCAAAAAAAAAAACUUUGGUAAUAUGUUACAUUAUUUUAUUUUUCAAGACUUAAGUAUUCUUUAAAAAAUGCUUAAACCAUAUAUGAUCACUUUAAAAGCAAGAGGGUGAUAGAAUUUUUAUUAAUAUCCUACAAAGCAUGAAAUUUUAAUUAUUUACAAAUUUUCUAAACAUGGUGACGCCGAGUAUUAUCCACCAUGGGUCGCAUGUGUCAAGAUCUUUGCACAGUUUCUCUUUAUAAAUUGAAAUUUAGGCUACCUAUAUCGUCAACAAGUAACAGGUAGCUGUGCAAAGUUUCAAGAGCCCAGUUUUUAUUCGACCGACAUCGAGAUUUUGCAGACGGACGGACGCACAUGGCUAUAAAUGGUGAUAAAAAUGAGGAAUUGCACAGAGAGACAUUGUUGAAAUGGACAAAAUAUUCGUAUUAGCAAAAAAUUACGGGGUGGGCCAGAGAUACUUUUGACAGUCAAUAAAAACAAAAGUCCUUCAGUUAUUGUUUUAAUUCUUUUUUAUUUGAGAAUACAAUAUCCUAAUUUUUUUUUAUGCAGUCUUGAAAUUGACACCGGGUAAAUGGCGACCCCCAUUGCUCAUACACUGAUUAAGUAGAGUUUUGAAAUUCGUGUCUACUUUUUGCAACAUAGCAAUCGGUAUGUUAACGGUCGGGGAAAGAACCUCUCGAUGGCGAAGUCCUGCUGCUCCCAAGAACAGAGCAUAAUGGCCACCGACUGGAGAAACAAACUUGGGGACUUCCCCUUUCAGAUGCGUCCCCUCUCGGCCCCUUCACCACCCAACUCACCAACUCGAGAGUUUUUUCAAAUAAGUACAUUUCUCUGGCGCACCCUGUACAGUUUGAACUAUGAUAUGAACAAAACAAAAUGGUAUCGUCAAUAAACGCAACUAAGGUAACAUUCAACUCCAAUAACGCAUACGUCUUGUACAAAAACACAAACGAUUUUGUGAUAGUGCUGAUCUGUAUGUGUAUGUACCGCUUUGAGGCAAACGAUGUAUAUGUAUAUGUACAAACUACAACCGCAAAUAUUUAUGCUCAUGUCUCUCUUUAAUAUGCGGUGAUAUGGUGAGUGUUUCAUGCGGUGUUUAUAGAUAGAUACUAACACCGUAUUUUUAUGAAACGAAAUUAAGUAUUAGCAAUAUUCAAAUAUAUUUUUCGAAAAAUAAGUGGUCUUUCUCAUCGUUGCAAAAGCAACAUUGUAAUUAUAAUUCAAGUCAAUGUGUUGUGUCGAUGCGGUGUUUCCAUUUUCGUCUUACAUUCACUCAUACCACUGAUAUGGGCAAAGUCGAUGUUAAAAGCGGUGUUACGCAAAGCAUGAAAAAGAAUGUACGAGUAUUCAUACGAUCGCCACUCACAUCAAUGUGCUGAGCAUAAUACCGCAUCAAUAGCGGUGGUGAUAGAUACUAACACCGCAUUUUUAUGAAUAUACCGCAAAUUAAAAAAAAAAAAAAUAAAUAAUAAUAAUAAAAAGAAACCACCGCAAAACAGCCCAAAAAGGUUAUAAUAUCAAAAGCCCAAAAAUUUUUGAAAAAUAUUUCUCGAUGGAAAAAUGUUUUGCAUCUUCGUUAUAAGAAAAAAUAUUAAAAGUUCAGUAUGCUGACUUUGAGUAUGAUGAUGAUGAAGUGGUCUCAGAGACACUGAUGUUGCAGAAAAAGGCAGUCACACCAAAGACCCAAACACAAAAAUCACUAAUUUUUUUCAACAGACCAAAUGUUAAUCAAACAAAAUGAGUAUUUGAAAAAGAUGUUAUCUAACUUUAACAAGCAGACUUCAUAACGACCGCAGAAUCAUUGAUGAUGAAAAUAUUUGAAAUUAAGCGGACACACAGAUUGGCAUGGAAUAAACUCAAAAAAUAUAUUUGGAGCAAAACCGCAGUAACCCUAGCAGCCAAACAAAUAAAUACCGCAGUGCAGAACAAUGAUAUCAGAAGUUGUUGUUAUGACUAUCAGUUUUCAUAAAAAUUUCUCAACAAAGAGGUGUCGCACUGCGGCACGCCGUUCGGACUCGUCUAUAAAAAGGAGGCCCCUUAUCAUUGAGCUUAAACUUGAAUCGGACAGCACUCAUUGAUAUGUGAGAAGUUUGCCCCUGUUCCCUAAUGGAAUGUUCAUGGGCAAAAUUUGUAUUUAUUGUAAACCACCAUGUUUUUACAAAAAUUAUUUUGGGAACCAACAACUUUAGUCGAAAAAAGAACGACAAAAUUUGUUAAUUUUCCUGCAACAAUUUAUUUUGAAUCUCAAAGGCGCAAAAUAAAAAAUUGCUAUUGAAAGGCACUCUGUGCAACAGCAACAACAAUACUAUUUAUGCAGCAAAACAAAACCAUUAAACACCACAGCGCGCGCAUAUGCUUCAAAGCUUGGUUUGCAAAUAAUUAAUGGCAUGGGAGUUUAGGGUGCUACACGGUAGUACGCGUAUUUUAACAACUAACUCAAUAAAAUAAUUUGUUGAAAAUUCACAAAAUUCACAAAUUCAACUAUUUUGUGGGUCAAGUCUUUACAAACCUACUUCAAAAUUUAUGUUUUCAAUUCAAUGCAAAAACUUUGUUGAGGAUAAAUUGUUUUACAUUAUAUGUGGUAGUUGGUUCUUUCUUAGAACUAUUUUUUUUCUGUGUAGGUUUAUCGGCAUAAAUGUAUUUUUUUAAUAUAGAAACCAUCAAAUGCUACAAGAAACACAAACUGAGUUCGAAAAUCUCAUUUUCAAGAAUUUUCAGAAAAUUGCUGACUUUCGACAAGGCUAUUUUCCCCCAAAACAUGACCUUAUAAGACUUUUUACUAGUUUUCUUACCUUUUUUAACUUUUAACUUUUUUAACUAGUUUCAUUCACUUUAUGUCAAUCCAAACUGCAUUGGGAUACUUAUUCCAUAACUUAAGCUAAAAUUUUUCUCAGAGAGUUCUAUUCUUGGGUAUUUUACUUUUUUAAAGUCCAUUUAUGAGCGUUUAUGGGUUGAAGCAUUUGACACAAUGUUGAUAUCCUAACUUCAAACUUGGCCAUAGAUCAGCAAUGCCCAAAAUGAAAAUUUGACUUUAUGUGACUCAUUAAGUAAUUUUAAUUCUUGGUAGUCUACCACGCAUCCUCCAGCCUACCGACAUGACUUUGUUAAUGAUGGAAUAACGCAAUAAGCAUUACUGUACUGCAGUAUUUUUCUCAAUUAAAUUACGAUAUAUGUA